AUGACGACAUUGUAUACUCCUCCGUAUAAUCUUCAAGAACUUUCGAUGGCGAACAACGACUUUCUCCUCUAUGACAAUUCUGUCGACAAUAUACUUGGUUCAAGUAACAACGCAACGGUGGAUCAGAUGGAGGACUUAUUGUGGAAUUUUGAUUACACAAAUUUCGCCAUCAAUGAUGACGCCGAUUCCAAAUUGUUUGAUACUGCUUUAUAUAAUGUAUCGACUGAGAAUCAAUGUGACACCGCCAACGAAUGGGACUACGCCAUGCAAACUUACCUGUCUAGCCCAGACAUGAGCACAUCAUCUCCCUCCUUAACGCACAGCUCAAGCCGGAGAAGUAGCCGAAGCAGCAGCCAAAGCAUCAGCAGAAGCACCAGUCCAGCGUCAGAAAGUCUUCCUACAGUCGUCAAACCAAAAAGGAAGCGAAGCCCCGUUGUCAACAAAGCUGCUCACAACAAAGUCGAGAAACGGUACCGAUCAAAUAUCAAUGCAAAAUUUGCUGCGCUCAAUAAUAUAUUGCCUGUAUUCGAGGCUGUGCAGAGUUUACUUAAGAGACAAGACGGAACCGAUGAGUCGGUGCAACAGCAUCGAAACAAGGGCGAAGUACUGAGUGAAGCUAUGAGGUAUAUCAAGCAGCUCGAGGAAAGGAGUCGUGUUUUGGAGGGCGAGGUUCGGAUCCUGAAAGAUAAUCUUUUACCUCGGAAGAGAAAGAAUUAG
Molecule: messenger RNA, 717 nt
Organism: Talaromyces amestolkiae
Lineage: Eukaryota; Fungi; Ascomycota; Eurotiomycetes; Eurotiales; Trichocomaceae
Exons: 2
Coding region: 1-717 (238 amino acids)
Molecular function (GO): protein dimerization activity
Source: RefSeq, a predicted model, not a curated record